This is a messenger RNA of Eleginops maclovinus (Patagonian blennie), 3559 nucleotides long. It is a transcript of the gene cusr, whose product is annotated as Copper-only SOD repeat protein. Gene Ontology annotation, biological process: superoxide metabolic process. Lineage: Eukaryota; Metazoa; Chordata; Actinopteri; Perciformes; Eleginopidae. The coding region runs from base 208 to 3165 and encodes 985 amino acids. The record is from RefSeq and is a predicted model, not a curated record. Gene Ontology annotation, molecular function: metal ion binding. The transcript has 10 exons.
UACACAUCACACGUUCUUGUAGAGCACACUUAGAUAAACAGACACUCCAUCACACAGCUGUCAUUGAACUUGUUAAGUCACAGCUGAGUUGUUUUGCUGUUCUUGUCUACAGCUGUAAGGCAGAUUCGCAUGACUUAAGGAAAGACUUCAUGGAAAAAAAAAUCUAAAUAGCUUUAUCUUUGCUGGGUUUUCAUCACAUCUGCCAUCAUGUACCUACUGACAGCUGUCCUGCUGUUUGCUUUACUUGGUUUCGUUUCCUGUGGUCUGUUUCUGGCACCUCUGAACAUGGGAGGAGUAACAGGGCAGGUGCACUUUAACUCCACCUCCCAAAUGGCCACUGUCAACGUGUCUGGCGCUGGAUCCUGUGGUUCACUUAACUUUUCCCUCAGCAGGUUCCCCGUCAUGUAUGGCCAUUAUGCUCAGCCCUGUUCUGAAGCAAAUAUUGGUUCUAGUGUUUUCACCUUCACAACAGAUCCUUCCUCAGAACCCACAGUCAACGUGUCGCUCCUCUUUGACCGAAGACCUAACCUUGACGACUUAUCGCUGACAUUGCAGACAUGUAACGGCACUCCAGUGUGCACUGUUGUAAGUCAAAGUCAAACAGAUGUGACUUAUCAGGCCAGGUUCACAGGAACCAUCGCUGGUAAUGUUUACAUGCGUGUUAACAAAGGACUGGCUGAACCCAGGGUGCUUGCAGACCUAAUUACCACCGGUCAAGUCAAUGCCUCUCAAACCAACGUAACUCUCUAUGGAUCAACGAGCACAGCCACCAGCUGUAACGUUCUUCUUGGAAGCUUAAAUGUCUCAGCUUUGAUGAGUAUGGGUAUCGUUAAAGUUGGAACACCUUUAACACCUGAGAAAUCCCGUCUGGACUUGACCAGAUUCAACAUCAACAAUCGCUUUCUUCUCAUCCGCACGGGGUCAACUUACAAGUGUGCUCAGAUUUAUAUUGUGCCCGAGAAACAAGUGAGCGCCGUUAUGAACAUGAGAGGCAUAAAAGGAUAUGUCAUGUUCCGUCAGGCUUCCCCGUUUGAUGUGACCGAGUUGAGGGUGAAGCUGACCAACUUGCAGAGCAAAGUCGGGCCUUUCCACGUCCACAAUUUUCCUCUUCCAUCAGUCAGGUCGCCUUCAUCAAGCCGGUGUUCAAAUGAUGCUGUGGGGGGCCACUGGAAUCCAUUUAAUGUCAACAAAAACGACCCAACAUACCCCAACGGGCCCGGUUCAACCCACGACAUGUAUGAAAUUGGUGAUCUCAGCGCCAAGCAUUUGUCCCUUGAAGGUAGAAACGAGGUGGACAUGAUGUUCCCAGACUUCAGUCUCCCUCUGUAUGGAGAGAACAGCAUUAUAGGUCGCUCGGUUGUGAUUCACCAAACAGACGGUUCCAGGUAUGUUUGUGCCAGCAUCAGCUAUCCCGGUGAAGUUAUCGUGGCCAGAGCCAUAUUUCAGAGCCCUGUGGUUGGUGAGAUCUGGUUCACCCAGCUGGCAAACAACCCUCUGUCUGACGUUUCCAUCUUCAUAGAUCUUUCAUAUGGAAAGCUCUCAACAACACCAACUGGAAACCACAACUGGCAUGUUCACACCUACCCCAUCAGCUCAGAGAGGGAUGACGAUAGUACACGCUGCAGCACAACAGGAGGACACUGGAACCCCUUCAACUCUAAUGUAGGAGACAGCAGCUAUGCCCUCCACUGUGGCCCUACCAGGCCCCUGUCCUGUGAAGUGGGAGACCUCUCCAGCAAACACAGCACCAUCAACCUAGGUACCAAAGUGGGCGGAGUGGAAGCCAAACACUUUUUCACUGAUGUCACUUCCUGGUUGUCCGAGACAGGCAUUAUUGGUCGUUCUGUGGUCAUCCAUCAACGAGAAAAAGGAGGACCAAGGAUUGCUUGUGCAAAUGUCACCAAGGUGCGAGUCCCCAAAGCUAGCUUGGGAAGUUGGUUUGGCUUCCAGAUCCCAGGUGGACAGGUCAGAUUCUCCCAGGAUGUCCCACAAGGCCCCACGACUGUAAAUGUAGCCCUGAAUAACCUGAAGUCCAUGGCUGGGGGCUACCAUGUUCACAUACUGCCCAUCAAACCUGGCAGUGCCUCACCCUGCUCAAACGCAAACAUCCUGGGCCACUACAACCCGUUAGCCUGGAACGUAUCAAACAACCCCCCACCUGGAAAUGGCACAGUGGACCAAUAUGAGAUUGGGGACAUGGGCGGGAAGUUUGGAACUCUAAAUGACCUCAACGAGGUUCAGGAUGUAUACAAUGACCCUGACCUGCCAUUAACUGGACCCUACAGCAUAGACGGAAGAUCACUGGUGAUUCACUACUUGAACGGAUCAAGAAUGCGGUGUGCUGACAUCUCGGCAGACAGAGAUACAGACGGACAAUGGAUCAUUGCUAAGGCUGUUUUCAAUGGUGCAGUGAAUGGGACAGUCAAAUUCCGCCAGCAGGUGUUUCCUGAUGGGAGCAGCAGUGAUAUAAAGCUGGAGGUCAACCUUCUCUCAUCGAACAGACUAAAUACUGUGGCAGACCUGUUCAUCACAAGCAACCGAGCCGGCAGCACCAGCCAGUGCCGCAGUGUGGGAGACACUUUCAAUCCCUUCAACAUGACAUCAAAGAGCUCAAGCUGUUCUCUUUUGAACCCUAUGAGCUGUGUGGUGGGAGAGGUGUCGGCGAGACAAGGCCAGGUCAGCCUGAGUGAGGGACAGCUGUUUACUGACAGCAUCAUCCAGCUCUCUGGAGACAAUACAGCGGUCUACAGAUCUGUAAUGCUGAAGGACGGAAACAGCAUCAUUGCAUGUGCAGACAUCCUCCCAGAAUCCCCUUCAGCUGAGCAGAUCUUUCCCACAGUGACUAAAUUCAGCAGAUUUGACUUCCGUAGGAGGGUGGCAGAGGUCCUGCAGUUGGAGACAGCGAGAGUCACCAUCAUGCCCGGCUAUCCUACAUCUUCAGCUGAGGGGAGGUGCAACCAGGUCAACUACAUGGUGUCUGGGGGUGUCAGCGCAGAACUUCUGAAAUCUGUCAAAACCAGUGAGAAGAUGGGCAUGUUCAGAGAGUCUGACUCAUGCACAAAUUUGAUGCCCUCAGGAAAUGCAAGUCCGCUGUCAAUGCCAGGAAGUUUUCUUCUGGGCUUGAUGUUGGUUGCCAACCUCCUGAUGUCCUCUACAGUCUAUUAAAAGCUCAGAAAAAUAGCAACAACAUGUAUCAUCAGCCGGGCCACAUGGAUCCACAUAUUGUAAAAUUGUGAAUAUGUUUAUGAAAUGUAGCCCACAAAAUGGUACUAUCGGCAUCUGAUUUAUUCACUAUCAAAUAAUACCCUAUUUCUUACUUUCUGUAGCAAUCAUUUUAGGCAACAAGCCUUUCCUCAGCUUUUCAUUGUAGCCUUUAUAGAAACUUAUUUGUGCUAGCAACAAAUAGGUCUCAUUUUUUAUUCACUGUUGAAUGAUUGGGUGCGGUACAUUUUCAGAUAUCCCAAUUUUUUUGUUCUUCAAUUAUGCAUCAUCCAUAUAUUCACGUCAAAAUGUGUGUAAAUAUCUGGAAAAUUGUAAAUAAAAUGCAAUAAUGUUUGUA